ACGGGACCUACGCCAUAACUGGAGAUGACGGAACCAAACACCUCGCUGCCACCUGCGCGCCAUCCGAGCCCCCCGAAACCUAACCGAUGCCCCGGUCCCAAGCAUCGGAGUUUGAAGCACACGGCCCGGGCCCGGACGAUGAUGGCUAGGAAAAAGUGGGGCCGAUCGGUAUCAAAACUGUAGCGACAAGGCCAGCCAGACAGGAUGUGUCCUUCUAAGAAGGAAGGAGAUACUGAAUGGAAAAUCACCUCCAGCCAGAUUCCCUCACACCUGCCAUUUCUGUCGGAUUCAUUUCAGCUUCAUCCUCUCGAAGCAAGUCCACUUUGCGGAGAAGCUACACACACUCACAGCUUCUCACUUAUCACAACGAAUCAUCAACCUGUCCAGUGUCCACAUUCCGUUUCGUCUCUCUCUCCGUCUCUCUCUCUCUGUCGUAUUCUGUAUUUUGCCACCUUUGCCUUCACACAUCUUCAUCCCGCCCACCUACUGUAUCCAAAGGGACUCUUCACCCCUCGGGCCACCCUGAGUGCAUCAUCUAGCUCAUUGGGCAUCGCUCCAAUCUCAAAUACCCCUCAAGACAUUAUCACUACCGAGCAUUAUUCCCAUUCAUUGUUUUAGCAGGUUGCUUUUACGAGGGACACCAAGUCCGACCACCCUUUUCAUCUCAUCCACCCGUUCCGAUCUUCUCCAACUCUUCGCCCUUGCCUCGAUAAGUCUUUUCGCCCAUCUUUGUCCCAAGGCACAAAAGUCACCCAUGACACACCAAAACUAAGGACUCUAUGUGCCCUCAGAAUACAGACUCGCUUGAAAGACACAUGCUCGAUUACCAGACAACUCGACCUCGCCAGAUCACACGCUGCUUCGACUAUCUCCUCGAGUCGUUCUAUCACAGCUGCGCCCACGAUGAGCAGCAAAAAUGCCGAGCCCGGCCAUGGGUCACCUGAAUCAGAUAUGGACAUGUCGGACAGCUCCUCAGAGUCAAACUGGUCUGGUGAUCAUGAAUACGGAUUGGACGGUGGUGUCGAAAGGAUAUGGAAGCGUACGACGAAGCCAGUUGCGGCAAUCUUUGUCCACGCAGGUGCAGGGUACCAUAGCAUUACGAAUGAAAAGGUUCACUUGGAAGCAUGCAGCGAAGCCUCCCGUGUCGCCAUGAGGUUUCUGAAAGCCGGUGCUUCUGCCCCCGAGGCUGUCGAAGCUGCUAUCAGGUGUUUGGAGGACAAAGAGAUUACGAAUGCCGGCUUCGGAAGUAAUCUCAACAUGGAUGGAGUUGUCGAAUGUGACGCAACUGUAGUCGACCAUCUGGGGAGGAGUGGUGCUUGUGGCGCUGUUUCGGGCAUCAAAAACCCCAUCUCGCUUGCCAAGUUAAUUCUGGACAAAAGUAGUCAGCCUCUUUCCCUCCGAAGAGUACCGCCGAAUAUUCUCGUGGGCCUCGGAGCUAGGGACUUUGCCGAAGAACACGGGAUGGCUACCGUACCAAACGAAUACCUCAUUUCCAAGAACGCAAAGGAUCGUUUUCUCCGCUGGAAAGAGGACUUGAAAAAGGCGGAAGCAAGACAGAUUACUCAAAGUAGUAACUCCUCUCACAUCUCACAAGUGUCUCUGAGAAACCUAGAGACACAUCGCCCGUCGCCGACACCGAGUGACUACGAAAAAGCGGCGGAAACGCUAAACGCGUCGACUUUGCGACGGGACCACUCGAGUGCGAUUUUGACUGGGAUAUGGAACGAAGGCCAACCCGACUCACCAUAUGGUAGAGGGUCCCCUUUACUGGGUGAAAAUGGAUCACUUGGAAGUGUCCCUUCAGCCAUACCUCGCCCACCUCAGAGAAGUCUCACCAACGGAAGCAAGCCAGUCGAUCGAGCUGCCAUGAAUUACGUGUCAGGUGCUUUUCAGUCACGCGCCAGUACUGGAAGCCCAGCCGCCAUGAAGAGGGCAGUGGUACGUCACAGUCACAGUGAAGAUAUUGGCUAUUUCCCGGCUACUGGGGAAACCCCGAGACGAUCUCCGUCAUUGUCAACUCAUGAUGGGUUUGUGAGCGUAAAGGAAGACCACAACCAGAGUCUGAACACCAUGGAGAACCAAUCGGAGGAACACUCACUUUCGCCCGCCCAGAUCAGCGACCCGAUGUUUUCGAAUGCACCGAAGCAAAAGGAGGACGAAGAUCUGAUAACCGACACCGUCGGCGCAAUUGCCAUAGACCUAAAGGGGCGCAUCGCCGCAGGUUCCUCUUCCGGCGGCAUCGGCAUAAAGCACCGCGGUCGCAUCGGUCCUGCUGCUCUCGUCGGAAUCGGAACGGCCGUGAUCCCUGAGGAUUCUGACGACCACACAGGCACAUCGGUAGCCGCCGUCACCAGUGGUACAGGUGAGCACAUGGCUACCUCGAUCGCCUCAGCAAAAUGUGCAGAGCGUCUGUUUGAAAGCAGCCGCCGCGGCUUUGGAGGACACAGCAUAUCGGAGCUAGAUGAGCAUGCGCUGCUAGAGGCCUUCAUCCUGGACGAUUUCAUGGGCCAUCCGGGCGUCAAGAACCAACCGUCGGCGGGUGCAAUCGGAGUCAUGACUGUCAAGAAAGAUCGGACGGGGUACUACUUUUACUUUGCACACAACACUGAUUCUUUUGCAUUGGCUAGCAUGGCAUCAACGGAACGAGAGCCGAGUGUUGUGAUGUCGAGGCUUGGAGAGAUUGGGCCGGUGGCUCAGGGUGGACGUAGGAUUCGGAUUGAUUGAUCCAAGUUAUUUGCUGGCGACUAUUACUCUUAGAAUUACUCGCUUAGUGGCUUUUCGUUUGGCUAAGGCUUCCACGUUCUUGCUUGGAAUUGUCUUCAACGAAUUCGGAGCUCGGCAUAGAAGGCGUGGAUUCAACGGCAUUCAUAGGCGGGCUUAGAGGGAACGGCGUUCAUGAGCUGAUGAUACCCUACGUAAUACCCUUUAGAACCGCGAGACUAAGUGGAAGAACCUCAAAGGAAUGUUGUGGAACCUGACCUACCCUAAUCGAUCCCCUUGAGCUUCUCAAUGAUAAUAUUAUCUAUC
Neurospora crassa OR74A is the source of this 3027-nucleotide messenger RNA. RefSeq names its product asparaginase. NCBI's taxonomy places the organism in Eukaryota, Fungi, Ascomycota, Sordariomycetes, Sordariales, Sordariaceae. The coding region runs from base 904 to 2724 and encodes 606 amino acids. Gene Ontology annotation, molecular function: threonine-type endopeptidase activity. The record is from RefSeq and is a predicted model, not a curated record. Gene Ontology annotation, biological process: protein maturation. The transcript is spliced from 3 exons.